AUGGAAAACCGCCAACUACCAUAUCUAAAUCGAUACAGCGGGGCCAACUCGAGUAUCCCCACUCUCGAAACCAAAUCCCCAAUCGCAACCUUCAGCCAACCAGAAAGAGACAGAGACGCCCCAGCCCAAACUCCCUGGUAUAACCCACAAGGCUGGUCCCUGCGCAAGAAACUCAUCGUCGCCGGAACAACCAUUGUAACCGUAUUGGCUGCAAUCCUAAUCCCUCUCGAGGUAAUCCAAAACCGCUACCCAAACUACACUCCCUUGAAGUACACCCUCAUAGACGACUACUCCGGUCCAACCUUCUUCGACCAAUUCACCUAUUUCACAGACGAGGACCCAACAAAGGGCUUCGUCGUCUACGUCAACGAAUCAACGGCAAGACAUCUAAACCUCACAUAUGCAUCCGAAUCAUCGGCCAUCCUGCGCGUCGACGCUUCAACGCCGAAUGCCCGCUCCGGUCGAAACUCUGUCCGUGUUGAGUCGAGAAAUACAUAUGAUUCAGGCCUCUUCGUCUUUGAUAUCAUUCAUACUCCCUUCGGCUGUGCAACCUGGCCUGCUCUGUGGUUGACAGAUGGUUAUAACUGGCCGACGAAUGGCGAGAUCGAUGUUCUUGAAACUACAAAUGUUGGAAGCCAUGGGAAUGAAAUCUCCAUUCAUACUACCAAGGGAUGUCAUAUGGACGUCAAGCGGAAACAAACCGGCCAGGCUAUCUUUAAGAACUGCGAUAAUGCCACGGACGGGAAUUCUGGCUGCGCUGUCAUCGGUGAUGAGAAUAGUUACGGCGAGGCAAUGAAUAAUCGUGGUGGUGGUGUUUAUGCACUUGAACUCCGUGAUGCGGGUAUUCGGGCUUGGUUCUUCCCCAGUGGAAAUGUCCCUGCUGAUAUCACGGCGGGGUAUCCUGAUCCGAGUACCUGGGGGAUUGCGCUAGCGGAUUUCCCGAGUACCAGCUGUGACAUUGCGUCGCAUUUCAAAAACCUUAGUAUCAUUGUCAAUAUUGAUCUCUGUGGUGAGCUUGCUGGUCAGAAGCAGUAUUAUGAUGAUUUGUAUCAUUGUCCGGCGACUUGUUCGGGCUUUGUUGCUAGCAGUCCUGGCAGUUUUGUUGAUGCUUAUUGGGAGUUCAAUAGUUUCAAGGUUUAUCGUGCUUCUUGA
Messenger RNA from Penicillium expansum, 1152 nucleotides. Its product is annotated as glycoside hydrolase family 16 protein. The record is from RefSeq and is a predicted model, not a curated record. Gene Ontology annotation, molecular function: hydrolase activity, hydrolyzing O-glycosyl compounds. The transcript has a single exon. NCBI's taxonomy places the organism in Eukaryota, Fungi, Ascomycota, Eurotiomycetes, Eurotiales, Aspergillaceae. Gene Ontology annotation, biological process: glucan catabolic process. Bases 1 to 1152 code for a protein of 383 amino acids.